Oldenlandia corymbosa var. corymbosa is the source of this 4326-nucleotide messenger RNA. The record is from the annotation of a GenBank genome assembly. Lineage: Eukaryota; Viridiplantae; Streptophyta; Magnoliopsida; Gentianales; Rubiaceae.
AAUAAACAAGAAAACAAAAGGAACCCAAAUGGGAGUUUCCUUUUCAGUUUUCUAAAUAACGCAUGCAAAAUGGUUAAAGUGGCAGUAAAAGUGAUGGUCCAAAAUGUGGUCUCUGGAACUUUUUUUUGUUUUUGUACAAAAGUGUUUUGUAACGGACGCAAGAUGAAACGUUGAUGCCGUGAAUCACAAAGUAAAGAAGAAGGAAGAGACUUUGGAAUGGAGCCGGUGAGAUAGUAUGAUUGAUGAUUCUAAUUUGCCAUUUGUACAGAAAGGGAGGGGUCCAUGUUCUGAUCACGUGGUACUGUCUAUCAACAGGAUACUGUAAUCAGUCUACAACAUUGCACGAUUCCUUUUCAAUAUCUAUCUAUUUCUCCCUAUUUACCUUUUCUCCAUCACCAGAUUUCUGAAAAUGGAUUUGCUCUGUUUUUGUGUUAACUUCAAGGCCCCCUUUUGAGUGUUCCAGUCAUCUUUGACGUUUAAAGCUCAAAUCCUAUAGUGGAAAGUAUGCACUGGACCCAUUCUCCAUACCCAGAAAAGAUCACUUUUUCUAAUGAAGCUUAACCCUUUUGGUCUAUAUUAGUUUAUCAAUCUUUCUGAAGCUUCUUUUUGGCCUACAUUCUGAUUUUUCAUAUGCGUUCUAUCCUCCUCACAGAUUGGCUGGUGGAAUGUUGGGCUUAUCGGAAGCUCCUUAAAUAUUGCACACCCAUUCACAAAAACCUUUUGAUAUAUCCAAUAUUUUAUUGCUGUGCUGUAAAAGUAUAAGGAAUAUACUAGUAUUAUUUGUGUAGUAGAUUAGGGGAGAGAAAUCCCGGAAGGUCAGUGGUAGGAUUGACUCAUUUGAGGACGAAAUGGUAUGUGGGUUUUUGUUUAAUAAAUUUUUUUUUUAGGUCCUGAAAAAUACCUCCUUUAUUCCCGUGGGAUCAUCUUGGUGUGUUUGUUUUCUUGAUAAGCUCCACCUGCUGUGAUUGAUUUGAAAAUGAGGUUGUCGUUAAAUCAUGUGAUUGUGUCCUUAUUUGCAAACAAUGUACAUUCCUCUCUUACCUGUCGUAAUUUGGUUUCUUUUCUUCCUUCAAGCAUUUUUGCUGCUGUCUUUCGUUCUGAUAGGGUUGUUCAACUGUUGAUGCUCAUAGUUUCCUCUUUCCUGCCUUUCUCACUUUUAACUUACGUCUGGGUUUUCUUACUUUGUUUGCUUCCCUUAAUUAAAAGGGCCACACUGAGAAAGUUCUCUCUUUAAUUUCUUGCUGAAUAGAGAAGGAAAAGAAAAUGCUGAACAUGAAUCAUCCCGAGUGCUAUCCUUUAAGUGAGGAUCUACUUCAAUCUUUUCAAUCUCAAUCAGUUUGCAAAAUAUUUUGGAUUGAAGAAUCCGGAUGGAUCUUGAACAAGGGAAGUUUGGGAGCACCCUUAAGAAAAAUUGUUGGAGGAAUACGCUACUGUUAGCCUAUCAAAGUCUUGGAGUAGUUUAUGGCGACCUGGGCAUUUCCCCUCUUUAUGUGUACAGGAGUUCUUUUGCCGAAGAUAUUCAGCAUUCAGAGACCAAUGAAGAAAUACUGGGCGUUCUUUCUUUUGUCUUCUGGACUUUGACUCUGGUUCCUUUAUUCAAGUAUGUUUUUAUAGUUCUUCGAGCUGAUGACAAUGGAGAGGGUGGGACUUUUGCUCUGUAUUCUCUAAUUUGCAGACAUGCGAAAGUAAGCCUUAUUCCCAAUCGCCAAGUUGCUGAUGAAGCUCUGUCUACAUAUAAGCUCGAGCAUUCUCCUCAAAGAACCAACAGCUCCAAGGUGAAAACUUUUCUUGAGAAGCACAAACCGUUGCACACUGCGCUACUCAUCCUGGUACUCCUAGGCACUUGCAUGGUAAUUGGAGAUGGGCUGCUGACUCCAGCUAUAUCUGUUUUCUCAGCUGUGUCUGGUCUGGAGCUAUCCCUGUCUAAAGAUCGGCAUCAGUAUGCGGUGAUUCCAAUCACUUGCUUCAUUCUAGUAUGCCUAUUUGCAUUGCAGCACUAUGGCACACAUCGGCUAGGUUUCUGUUUUGCGCCAAUCGUCCUCGUUUGGUUAUUGUGCCUUAGUGUCCUCGGCUUAUACAAUAUCCUUCACUGGAAUCCUAAAAUUUAUGAAGCUCUUUCUCCGUAUUACAUGUUCAAGUUUUUGAAGAAGACAAAGAAAAGAGGAUGGAUGUCUUUGGGUGGAAUUCUCUUAUGCAUUACAGGGUCAGAAGCAAUGUUUGCAGAUCUUGGUCAUUUCUCUUAUACUGCAAUUCAGAUUGCAUUCACCUUUAUGGUGUAUCCAGCACUCAUAUUGGCUUAUAUGGGUCAAGCAGCUUACUUAUCAAAGCAUCAUCACACCAUUCACCAGAUUAGUUUCUAUGUGUCCGUACCAGAGAAAGUAAGAUACCCUGUAAUGAUUCUUGCAAUCCUUGCUUCGGUUGUUGGAAGCCAGGCAAUCAUCAGUGGAACAUUCUCAAUAAUAAACCAGAGCCAAUCACUUGGUUGCUUCCCCAGAGUUAAGGUGGUUCAUACCUCUGACAAGAUACAUGGGCAAAUUUACAUCCCAGAGAUCAAUUGGACACUUAUGAUCCUCUGUAUUGCUGUCACAAUUGGAUUCAGAGACGUUAAACACAUUGGAAAUGCAUCUGGAUUAGCAGUCAUGGCAGUAAUGCUGGUUACAACUUGCCUCACGUCAUUGGUGAUCAUACUCUGUUGGAACAAACCACCAAUACUAGCCCUAUGUUUCCUUCUUUUCUUUGGGUCCAUUGAACUGCUAUACUUCUCAGCCUCCCUGAUCAAGUUUCUUGAAGGUGCCUGGCUACCAAUCCUCCUUGCACUUUUCCUGGUUACCGUCAUGUUUGUUUGGCACUAUGCUACAGUCAAGAAAUAUGAAUAUGAUCUCCACAACAAGGUCUCGCUGGAAUGGUUACUAGCCUUGGGUCCAAGUUUGGGCAUUGCCCGAGUCCCUGGGAUUGGUCUGGUCUUCACUGAUCUAACUUCGGGCAUUCCUGCCAACUUUUCACGCUUUGUUACCAACCUUCCAGCCUUCCAUCGUGUUAUCGUGUUUGUGUGUGUAAAAUCAGUACCUGUCCCUUUUGUAACUCCAGCAGAGCGAUAUCUUAUUGGACGUGUUGGUCCUCCAGCUCACAGAUCAUAUCGGUGCAUAGUACGUUAUGGUUACCGCGAUGUUCACCAGGAUGUAGACUCUUUUGAAUCUGAACUAGUCCGCAAGCUGGCUGAUUUCAUCCGAUAUGACUGGUACAGAACACAUGGGAUGAUUGAUACAAACAGGGAGGAUGACGGCAAAGUAUCUGGUGCAUCAUCGAAUGAGUGCAAGUUGACAGUAAUAGGGACUAUGCCUUUCUCAGCUGUGCCCGCCUUUGAGAUGGAAGACAAUUUACAACCGGCUAGUGUUUCUGUUGGUUUCACAACAGUAGAAAGUAUGGAAGAUGUUAUAGAAUCGGAACCACGGGGUGUAAUGGAAAGAAGAGUCAGGUUUGCCAUUGAUCAUGACUCAGAAGCUGAUCCCAAGCCUGAAAUUGAUACCCAACUUCAAGAAGAGCUGGAAGAUUUAUAUGGAGCCGAACAAGCCGGAACAGCAUUCAUCCUGGGGCACACACACGUGAAAGCGAAGCAAGGAUCAUCUCUGUUUAAGAGGCUUGCCAUUAAUGUCGGUUAUAAUUUCCUAAGGAGAAACUGCCGGGGACCGGAUGUGGCGUUGAAGGUGCCUCCAGCAUCCCUUUUGGAGGUUGGCAUGGUUUAUGUGGUGUAAAAAGCAGCAACGUCAGUGUAAUAAGUAGAACUAGUUGCGCUGCUGCUGAUCUUCCUGUGAACUUUUACUGCUGACCAAAGCAGCAAUUGUAGAGAAAGGAAAGAUAAAAUCCUUAUUAUCUCCUUUAGGCUCUCUUUUUUUUGUAGUGGAAAUGCACAUUAUGUAGAAAACAGAUGGGAAGUGCAAAUAGAUUACUGUUUUCAGUACACUUCCUCCUUUUAGCCCCUGAAAUCAAUUAUCAAUAGAAAGAGUUUGAUUUUCACUUUUUCCAGUUUGGCCCAAAUUAACUGUACAUAGCCAUUAGUACCUGAUAAUUUUUAUUAGACUAAUAACCUUAAAAUAACUCCGACACUUAUUUUUUAUUUUACUUUUUCCAAUUGAUUUAUUUAUGAGUUUGGUAAAGGUUGAAUGGAGCCCACAAUGGAAUUGUGGGCUUUCCAAAAAUUGACGGGCGAGCCCAAACCAAAGUAGGGCAGGCUCACUCGCCUAGUCUACUGUUGUGUUCGUUACGUGGGUGUUGGCACGACACGCCAUCACUUAGCGUUCAUUAGCGGGUCGAUCAGCACCCCCGACA